Notodromas monacha is the source of this 462-nucleotide messenger RNA. Lineage: Eukaryota; Metazoa; Arthropoda; Ostracoda; Podocopida; Cyprididae. The record is from the annotation of a GenBank genome assembly.
AUGAGUUCUCCUAAGACUAGUCCACGGGACGCGGGGUUGGAGAGAGUGUUACUGUACUUGCAGACGAGGGGCGACCCACGGGCGGGAUCUGGAUCUAUGAAUGGUAACGGCGUCGAUGUCGACCGGGCCUCGCGUGUGGACGACUACUCGAAUUAUGGGUUUAGGUAUUUCCUGGAGUCUCCGAUAUCGACCAGUCAGAGGAAGGAGGAUGAUAGAAUCACGUACAUAAAUAAGGGACAAUUCUAUGCUGUUACGUUGGAGUACGUACCUGAUCCGGAGAACCCUCUCAAAUCAACGACCGUUCGGAGCGUCAUUGUGUUGGUGUUUCGCGAAGAGAAAACGCCAGAAGACGAGGUGAAAUCGUGGCAGUUCUGGCACGGACGACAGCACAACUCGAAGCAGCGAAUCUUGGAUGUUGAGCAUUUUUCUUUGUUGCGCAAAGAACCAUUGUGUCGCCACUGA